Molecule: messenger RNA, 1140 nt
Organism: Guillardia theta CCMP2712
Lineage: Eukaryota; Cryptophyceae; Pyrenomonadales; Geminigeraceae
Exons: 16
Coding region: 1-1140 (379 amino acids)
Molecular function (GO): S-adenosylmethionine-dependent methyltransferase activity
Source: RefSeq, a predicted model, not a curated record
AUGGCGGAGCGGGAGAAGCGGGAGGGAUCAGCGACGAUGGAUCUCAUCGGAAGUCUCAUCCCGUAUGCCAUCUGCGCCCUCGCAUCGGCCAUAGCGACGGCAUGGCUGAUCGAGGUCGGGAGGGGGAGGCGAGGAGACCUCCAAGAGUUCUCGAGGCUGUUCACGAAGACAAGCGGAUUCUCCGAGGCUGAGGACGCGGAGGCAUUUCGAAAAGUUCGCAAGUACUGGGAUGAGCGACCCUGCAACUCUGGUUGGAAGUUUCCAGGCAUCGAGUUCGGGUCCAAGGAGGUGAAAGAGAGGAGUAGCGUCGCUGGGAUUGACCUGGAUCGAUUGAUAGCACUGGGAAGAAGUGACGAGGAGGAAGAAUAUCACAUCCCCGUGUUCGCGGAGUUCGACAAGUGGAAGGGAAAGAGGGUGCUUGAGAUUGGCGGAGGAAUCUGCACGACAGCGACAAGUUUUGCGAAGGCUGGUGCCAAGAUUACUGUUGUAGAGUUGUCGCCGAAGAGCAUGGAGUUAUGUCAGAAACGCUUCAAGAUCUUGGGGUUGGAGGACAGAGCAACAUUCUAUGUUGCCAACGCGGAGUCGCUGAGCUCCGUGGUUCCUGUUGAGACCUAUGACCUGGUUUGGUCGUUUGGAGUGAUUCAUCACAGUCCUAAUCCUGAGAGAAUCAUCGACCAGAUCAAGCAGUACAUGGGGAAAGAAUCAAAGCUGAAGCUCAUGGUCUACUCGAAGAUCAGCUUCAAGUUGUUUUGGGUCUUGAACCACACAAGGCAGUGGAGCUUCGCAAAGAUGGACGAGGUCGUCGCUCACUACUCGGAGGCAAGGGAAGGCAGUCCGGUCACCUACACCUACUCCUACAGGGGUCUUGCGAAGCUCCUGCAGGACUUUGAUGUCCUGUACAUGGGGAAAGCGCACAUUUUUCCAUAUCAGAUCGAGCCGUACAAGAGCGGCAAGUACGUCGUCGAUCCUUUGUGGCAGGGAGUCUCGAAAGGAAGAUGGGAGGAGCUCGAGGAGGAGCUGGGCUGGCACCUCCUGGCAGAGGCGAGGAUGAGCGAAGGAGGAGAGAGGAAGGAGAUCAUCUUCGAGUCUUCCGUCUCCUCCAGGUUCGAAGGGCUACGAGGCGUGCUCCCCAAGGAGUAG